AUGACAACACAAUCCUCGGUAAACCAAAUCCCCACCAAUGACCCGAAGCCAAAGCCCGCGAAGGCCAACGUCUCGGCCACAAAUGAGCUACCCACAUCCUCGGUGGGCUCUUUCGAUGGCGGCUUGCAAGAGAGCGUUGAGCAGGGUGAGGAGUUGAGGGUUAUGCAAGCUCCGAACCGACAGGCGCCGAAUAGGAAGGGGAUCUGGAGUCGGAGCCAGCAGCCGAGGGAGGUUGCGAUGACGGGGCCGAGGUUUGAGCAGACCAUUUUUGAGGAUCAGCCUCGACCGUACGCCGCUAUUGAACUGAUACACAAGCAACCUGUCCGCUGGACAAAGGAGCGCGUCGUAUCGUGUGAUGGCGGAGGCGGACCAUUAGGACACCCGAGGGUUUUUAUCAAUGUGGACAAGCCGAAGAUCUGUUGGUGCACAUAUUGCGGGCUUCCCUUCGCCCAUGAACAUCAUCGGAAGCACCUCGAAUCCUUACCGUCGACACCGUACCCUCUCGGUCCAACUGGUGACCCAGCUGAAGUUCCCGAGUCACAGAGAAUCACAGACGAGCCGCUUGGGCAGCGAUAG
This is a messenger RNA of Lindgomyces ingoldianus, 576 nucleotides long. RefSeq names its product NADH-ubiquinone oxidoreductase. Gene Ontology annotation, biological process: mitochondrial electron transport, NADH to ubiquinone. The transcript has 3 exons. The record is from RefSeq and is a predicted model, not a curated record. Lineage: Eukaryota; Fungi; Ascomycota; Dothideomycetes; Pleosporales; Lindgomycetaceae. Bases 1 to 576 code for a protein of 191 amino acids.